Molecule: messenger RNA, 1135 nt
Organism: Paramacrobiotus metropolitanus
Lineage: Eukaryota; Metazoa; Tardigrada; Eutardigrada; Parachela; Macrobiotidae
Product: 3-hydroxyacyl-CoA dehydrogenase type-2-like
Exons: 5
Coding region: 43-822 (259 amino acids)
Biological process (GO): fatty acid metabolic process; androgen metabolic process; estrogen metabolic process
Cellular component (GO): mitochondrion
Molecular function (GO): estradiol 17-beta-dehydrogenase [NAD(P)+] activity
Source: RefSeq, a predicted model, not a curated record
CUGCGUUAGAGAAAGAAAUCUAAGUCUUGAUAAAAAUAAGGAAUGGCGACAAACUCGUUCACGGGGAAAGUGGCGCUUGUUACCGGUGGUACGUCCGGUUUGGGAAAGGCAACCGCUGAGCGUUUAGCUGCGAAGGGAGUAACUGUUUACGUUGUGGAUUUGCAAAUUCCCAAUCAAAAUAACGAAGAGCCCCGGGAUGGGUCCAUCAAAUAUCGUAAAAUCGAUGUUACACGAGAAGACGACGUGGCGAAUGUGGUCAGCGAAAUUAGGUACAAGCACAGCCGAUUGGAUUUUGUAAUUAACUGUGCCGGAAUUUUGGGACAUGUCGAGAACGUGUAUGAUUUCGAUACGGAGCAAAUGCAUUCCACGCAAAUGUUCAUGGAUAUAUUUCGGGUCAACGUUUUUGGCACAUUCAACAUCAUCCGUCAUUCGCUGGGUCUGAUGGCAAACAAUCCGCGAGAUGACGACGGCCAACGCGGUGUAAUUGUCAACGUCUCGAGUAUCGCACGCAGCAACGGCCCACCAGGAAUGGUGGUGUACAACGCCAGUAAGGGCGCCGUCAGCGCCAUGACCGUUCCACUGGCGCGCGAAUGCGGCGCGGUGGGGAUUCGGGUGGUGGCGAUUGCUCCAGCGGCCAUGGGAACUCCGAUGCUGCAAAACGACGAGUAUAGCUGGGCGCUGAGCGGUCAUGCCGAUAAAGCGGUGUUCCCUAAGCGACCGGGGAAUCCACAGGAGUUUGCCCACAUGGUGGAGUUUAUUAUCGAGAAUCAUCUGAUUAAUGCGACCACCGUACGUCUGGACGGAGGAUUUCGAUGUUUUUAAAGAAUUUUUCGCAGUGUUAAAGAGAGCAGCUUGACGACAUUUGGUAUGUCUUCGAUGCGGAAAAGUUUGUGCUUUUUACUUUACCUGACUGGUGGCUAUACUUUCGCCCGUUUUGCGAAUCGGCUCGCUUCAUGAUCCUGUGAUCAAAGACAAAAUUAUGAUUUACAACUUCCUUUGCGAUGCUGUUCCUUAUAGCAGACGGUCAUCGCCCAAACUCUUAAUGUUACAACAGUUAAGCAGAAUUUUAUAAAUCUGCCAUUUCGUUAUCUGUAUUGCACCGCUUAAUGUUUCAGUGACGUGUGACGAUCGAGAA